Lathyrus oleraceus (garden pea) is the source of this 1470-nucleotide messenger RNA. RefSeq lists its product as uncharacterized. NCBI's taxonomy places the organism in Eukaryota, Viridiplantae, Streptophyta, Magnoliopsida, Fabales, Fabaceae. Bases 1 to 1470 code for a protein of 489 amino acids. The transcript has 3 exons. The record is from RefSeq and is a predicted model, not a curated record.
AUGUUACAACAUCAAGAUACAUCUGCUUCUAAAAAUACUAAGUCUACUCCAAAAGUUAGUGUUCCUCCCAUGGGAGUCCCUGAUGAUGAGAUUCUGGAUGUUGCUCCUCUCUCUGUUAUUCUCGGCGCGGACAUUGAUGUGAACCAACCCAUCUCCAUUGAUGCCUCCUCUUCUGCAUGUUCCAAACAAGGUAACCCCUCUAGUAUUCCGUCCGGUUCAACUCCUGUCACUAAUUCUAAGGAAGGAUCACACUAUACUGAUCGUGUUAUAAGAGACCUAGUUACUAGAAUUCUUAAUGAAAGCCACUCUGUGAAGGGAGUUUCUACUCCCCUUUCUCAAAUGUAUCCCUAUCCUGAGGUUGAACAACCUAGUGGUAAGGGUGAUGAUUCCUCCAGUUCGGAAAAGGACUUGGCUGCUGAAGGGUUGCGCUCUCUAGGGAAAACCGUGUCUGAAAAAGGGAAAUAUGUGGCCUCUAACACUGCUAAUACUUCCCACUAUGAGAAGCAUGAUGAUGCAAAUGUUGUGAUUGAUCUAGAGGAUGGUAGCUCUGAUGAUCAAGAGGAAAGCUUGAUUCAUCAUAUAAAGCCAAGUAUGGCUAAACGCAUGAAGACUCGCAAAGGAAAAUAUGUGGCUGAACUUAUGUCAGCUAGAAAAGCUAAGAAGACUGCUGGUAUUGGUCCCUCCAAACCAUGGAGCAAGGUUGAAAUAAAGAAGAGGAAGGUUAUAGAGGAUUCUGAGCCUGAAGAGGAUGUUGAGGAAGAUGUCCCCGACAUCUCUCCUGCGAAGAAAACUACUGUUAAAGUACCUGCUGUUCAUUUGGAUAACAUCUCCUUCCAUCUUGAGGAUGGAGCUGUUAAGUGGAAAUCUGUGAUUCAGAGAAGGGUAGCUGUGGAAAGGGAAAUGCGAAAAGAUGUUGCUGAUGUCAAGGAGGUCAUGGACCUGAUAAAAUUUGUUGGGCUUUUGAAGACUGUUGUUGGGUUCUCUCAAUGCUAUGAAGGUUUAGUCAAGGAAUUUAUUGUUAACAUUCCUGAGGAUAUUUCUGAUAAGAACAUCAAGGAGUUCUGCAAGAUGUAUGUGAGGGGCAGAGAUAAUGAGGGUGCAGGAGAAUUAGAAGUUACAGACAAUCAGGUUUGUAGGGUGAUUACAGCUAGUCAUGUCAAGGAUAUUGUCAUGACAUCUGCCAUGAAGAGGUCAGUGUCAAAAGUUGGAGCAAUUGUUGAGCUUAAGGAGACAUGCAAAGAGCUGGGUGAAGGGAUUAGGGUAGCCACAACUAGAAAACAAUCUUUGGAAGCCUUGAUUGCAAGCUUGGAGCAGGCUGAGGGUGAAAAUGUUGAACAUGCUAAUGUCAGCCAUAAAGAAGAAGUUGAAGCCCACACCUCUAGUGAGAGGUUUGCUAACAAUGAUGAUGCAAGUGGUAAUUCUGCUUCUGGUGCUGAUGAAGAGGCUGCAAACUCAAGCUCUACUGAGUAG